UAGAGAUGUACAUAUGUACCGUGCAAGGAGGUGAUUUCAUAUUCUCUCCAUCAUAUAUAUUCUCCCAUAUGUGAGAUGAGCUGUGCUUCUUCAUCACACGAAGCCCUCUUCUCUUCUCUCAAAGCCCCGACCCGGAAUUUAGCAAUUUCCUCUUCUUCAAUUCUCCUUUUUUUUCCCGGGAGCGAGAGAGUGAGAGAGACGACAGAGUUGAGAGCGCGGCUUUGGUUUUCGGGUUUCGCCUGAACUCUCUCUCCGACCAUCACUCUCUCUUCCUCUCUAUCCUCACUUUGAAAUUCCCAUUGAUCCUCUCUCAUUGUGAGUUUAAUGUCAAUGCAGAUUUGUUAAUUAAAGGCCAAUGAUUUUGUUCCUCUUUUUCUAUUCGAGGGUUUUUGCGUCGAGCUCUUGAAAUUCGUUUUUUUUUAUUAUCUAAUCACAUCGUGUAAAGCGUCCUUGAUUCGAUGUAGUAACUGGGUUUUGAAAAAAAAGUCUUCAGAGCCAUCCUGAAUUUGCCAGAAUCGGGACUUCUCUGCCAAAAGAGUUAUCAAUGAGUCGUAGGGUACGGAGAAAAUUGGAGGAGAAAGGGAAAGAUAAGAUUGUUUUGCCAAGUUAUCCUGAGACUAGCAACGAGGAUUCAGUAGCUCCCGAGCUUCAUUGCUUUGUUGGCUGGACUAGUUUGCCUUAUGACACGGUGCUUCAGUUGUUUACUUGUUUGAACUAUCGUGAUCGAGCCAGCUUGGCAUCCACUUGCAAGACAUGGAGAGCUCUUGGUGCUUCCUCUUGCCUCUGGAGCUCAUUGGAUCUUCGUGCUCACAAGUUUGAUGCUUCAAUGGCGUCUUCUCUUGCUUCUAGGUGUGUUGAUCUUCGUAGCCUUCGGUUUCGUGGCGUCGAGUCUGCUGAUUCCAUUAUAAACCUCAGAGCAAGGAACCUCCUUGAAGUCAGCGGCGACUACUGCAGGAAGAUUACAGAUGCUACAUUGUCGAUGGUCGUGGCGCGCCACGAGGCACUCGAGAGUCUCCAACUUGGACCUGACUUUUGUGAGAAGAUCACUAGUGAUGCUAUCAAAGCUGUGGCCUUUUGCUGUCCAAAGCUUAAAAAGCUUCGUCUUUCAGGGAUAAGAGAUGUUACUUCUGAAGCCAUUGAGGCUCUGGCCAAGCAUUGUCCACAGCUCACCGAUCUCGGGUUCUUGGAUUGUUUAAACAUCGACGAGGAUGCAUUGGGGAAAGUCGUAUCUGUUCGAUAUCUCUCUGUUGCUGGGACAUCGAACAUAAAAUGGUCAGUUGCAUCGAAUAGAUGGGAUAAGCUUCCGAAGUUAACCGGUUUGGAUGUCUCUAGGACCGACAUUGGUCCCACCGCAGUUUCUAGGCUCUUGAUAUCGUCGCAGAGCUUGAAAGUUUUGUGUGCUUUAAACUGUCAUGUCCUCGAAGAGGAUACAAGUUUCAUCAGCUCCAAUAGAUUCAGAGGAAAAGUCUUACUCGCUUUGUUUACUAAUGUUUUCGAUGGAGUCGCUUCUAUAUUCGCCGACAAUGCAAAGAAACCAAAGGAUGUAUUUUCCUACUGGAGAGAGUUGAUGGUGAAAACCAAAGAUAAAGCCCUUGAUGACAUGAUGCGAUGGAUCGAAUGGAUUAUUUCUCAUACGCUUCUACGUGCUGCAGAGAGCAAUCCACAGGGAAUGGAUGAUUUCUGGCUGAAACAAGGAGCUGCAUUGUUACUCACUUUGAUGCAAAGCUCACAGGAAGAUGUUCAAGAGAGAUCAGCUACUGGACUUGCAACUUUUGUAGUUGUGGAUGAUGAGAAUGCUAGCAUAGACUGUGGAAGAGCUGAAGCAGUUAUGAAAGAUGGAGGGAUCCGUCUUCUUCUAGAACUUGCGAGAUCAUGGCGAGAAGGGCUUCAGUCAGAAGCUGCAAAGGCUAUUGCGAAUUUGUCGGUAAAUGCUAAUGUUGCAAAGUCUGUUGCUGAAGAAGGAGGAAUCAGAAUUCUUGCUGGUUUGGCAAAGUCAAUGAACAGACUUGUGGCUGAGGAAGCUGCUGGUGGACUAUGGAAUCUCUCUGUCGGAGAAGAGCAUAAGAAUGCUAUUGCUCAGGCUGGAGGAGUGAAGGCACUAGUCGAUCUUAUAUUUAGAUGGCAAAAUGGUUGUGAUGGAGUCUUGGAAAGAGCCGCGGGAGCAUUAGCAAACUUGGCAGCAGAUGAUAAGUGCAGCAUGGAAGUUGCAACAGCGGGAGGCGUGCAUGCCCUUGUGAUGCUAGCUCGCAAUUGCAAGUACGAAGGAGUGCAAGAACAGGCUGCUCGUGCUUUAGCUAACUUGGCUGCUCAUGGAGAUAGCAACAAUAACAAUGCUGCCGUUGGACAAGAGGCAGGUGCAUUAGAAGCUCUUGUUCAACUUACACAGGCGCCUCAUGAAGGUGUUAGACAAGAAGCUGCUGGUGCUCUAUGGAAUCUAUCAUUCGAUGAUAAGAAUCGAGAAUCGAUCGCUGCAGCUGGUGGUGUUGAAGCUUUGGUGACGCUCGCGCAGUCUUGCUCAAAUGCAUCCACAGGUCUUCAAGAAAGAGCAGCUGGUGCUCUUUGGGGAUUGUCAGUGUCAGAAGCUAACAGCAUUGCGAUUGGACGGGAAGGUGGGGUUCCACCUCUAAUUGCACUUGCACAAUCUGAAGCCGAGGAUGUACAUGAAACAGCAGCAGGAGCUCUAUGGAAUCUUGCUUUUAAUCCUGGUAACGCUCUCCGCAUUGUGGAGGAAGGAGGAGUUCCAGCUCUUGUUCACUUGUGUUCCUCUUCCAUCUCAAAAAUGGCUCGUUUCAUGGCUGCAUUAGCUUUGGCAUACAUGUUUGAUGGAAGGUAUAUGUAUAUAUAUAUAUAUAUAUAUAACGCAGCUUAAUAAGCAAUCCACACUCAGUUUGACUCUUACGGUUUCUGAUCUGUACUAUCAAUCUGCAACAGGAUGGACGAGUACGCUCUGAUGAUAGGAUCGUCUUCAUCGGAGAGCACAUCGAAAAGCAUUAGCUUAGAUGGAGCAAGAAGAAUGGCUCUUAAACACAUUGAAGCUUUUGUCAUAACUUUCAUGGAUCCUCAAAUCUUUGUAGCCGCAGCUUUUUCAUCUACUCCUACUAUGUUGGCACAAGUGACAGAGAGAGCUCGCAUACAAGAAGCUGGCCACUUGAGAUGCAGUGGUGCUGAAAUCGGAAGAUUCGUAACUAUGUUACGCAAUCCAUCUUCGAUACUCAAAGCAUGUGCUGCGUUUGCGCUUCUUCAGUUUACAAUACCGGGUGGUCGUCACGCAAUGCACCAUGCAAGCCUUAUGCAGAACGGAGGAGAAGCAAGAGUUCUUCGUUCUGCAGCUGCUGCUGCAAAUAUGCCUCGGGAAGCUAAGAUCUUUGCCAAGAUUAUCCUUCGCAAUCUCGAGCAUCACCAGGCUGAAUCUUCCAUAUAAUUUUUCUUCUUCUUUUUUAGAAAGUGAUAGUGAAAAAAGUCCACAUUUACUCAGAAUUACCUCUGUAUCUCAAAUACACAGAACUAAGCCAAAACCAAGCUAUGCUGCAGAACCAAACACUCAAGAUGCUUUAUCAAACCAAGACUGUACUCUGUGUGAUAAUAUAUCAGACUUUUUGUUUCUCUUAUUCUCGUUUUGAGAUUUCAGUAAUAACAUGUCCAAAGGAUUUGAGGCUGUUGUUUUGUCUAUCUUCUUCAUCAUCCUUUUUUUGGGCUCUGUUCAUUUCGUUGACAUAUACAGUAUGUUGUUGACUUUUGUUCAUUAAAAAAAUAUAGAAAGAGAUUGUGCAACA
This is a messenger RNA of Thlaspi arvense, 3773 nucleotides long. The record is from the annotation of a GenBank genome assembly. Lineage: Eukaryota; Viridiplantae; Streptophyta; Magnoliopsida; Brassicales; Brassicaceae.